Angiostrongylus costaricensis is the source of this 708-nucleotide messenger RNA. The record is from the annotation of a GenBank genome assembly. NCBI's taxonomy places the organism in Eukaryota, Metazoa, Nematoda, Chromadorea, Rhabditida, Metastrongylidae.
AUGGAAGGUAUCGGUGCUUCGGAAAACGACAGCGAUCUCGAAAUGGAAACCGAAGCACCUCGGUUGGAUCAGCUGCUCGGAUUGGAUGUGAUGCAGCACCUGGAACCGAAAGAAAGAAAUAGGCAAGAAGCCAUUAAGAAACUAUUCCACUCAGAGCGCACACAUGUGCGAAAUUUGAAAGUGCUGUCUGGAGUAUUCCAUAAGCCCAUGUCGUGGAAUAACGUGGCGUCCUCGGAUGUAAGGGAACUGCUCUUCGCAAACGUUGACGAAGUUAUAGAGAUCCACAUGGGAAUGUUACGUCAAAUGCGACAAGUUGUUGAGAAAUGGGAAAGAGAUCCUAGUGUCACCGGUGUUUAUGGAAAUGUAGGUGAGCUCUUGGAAAAUAUGUUUGACGGUGAAGCUGGUGAAAAGCUCAUGCAAGUCACCACAAUAUUUUGCGAAAACCAAGAGCAUGCGCUCGAAGUCCUACGAACAAGAUUGCAACUGAAGGACCAUCUUCCAGUUGAGAUGCAACGGCUGGUAAAGUAUCCGCUUCUAUUGGAGGCGAUCGCCAAAUAUACGGACGUGGAAAACGAGGAAUACGAUCAUCUUCUCCGUACAGUGGAGUCGACGAAACGCAUUUUGAGAGCCGUGAAUACGGCAAAGGAAAACGCCGAAAAUGUUCGCCGCCUUGAAGAGACGGCGGUUGGACACAACCCCGUCCGAUAA